AUGAAGCUCUUCGUUAGCGAAGGCAACCCACAAAGCCUAAAAGUGUUGGCUGCUCUAGACACAGCAGGAGUGCAAUGUGACGUCCAGUUUGUUAACCACGAAGAGAAACUCGUUCCUUUCCUGAGCCGUCCAACUUUGCCAGUCCUACUCCUUCCUAAUGGACAUCACCUUUUCAGCCCCAAUGCCAUAUGUCGUUACAUGUUUGAAGUGAGCGGACAAGAAUGGCACGAGGCUUGCGAUCAGUGGCUUGAAUGGGAGGCCACAGAACUCCAGCCUGCCCUGCUUCAAGCCCUUCACAUGGCGGUGCUUCAGGGGAAAGAAUCCGAGGCCACCAAAGUCCUCACAGGGCCCCUCACUUACUUGGACCAAAGCUUGAGCAAGGCUACAACGCCUUAUUUAACUGGGGAAGUUGUUUCAGUCGCUGAUCUUGUUUUGUGUGCCGCGCUGCAACCGAUUAUGUCCACACCAACUCUCACUUCAGGUGAACACAAAUCUUUGAAGGUUUGGUUCGACCAUGUGGCUUCCUUGCAGAGCUGCGUGUCGGCAUCUCACAAAGUGCUGCAGGGUAAAGGCCUGCAGGCGAUGAAGAGCUUCAUGCAGAGGCAGCCUGCGCCACAGAGCGGCCAGUGUCAAAGCAGCAUGCUGCCUUGCAACAGCAGCUCUGCUGAGGAAGGGGAACGUGCAGUGUCACAGGAAGAGAUGGAAGCUGCUGUACUCAUCUGGAACAAAGGUUCAAAUGUUCCUUCGGCUACUACAGACAGACUCCAUCCGAUUCUGCCGCAGGAGGGCAAACGAAACAUCCUGCUGACCAGCGCCUUGCCCUACGUCAACAACGUGCCUCAUCUGGGCAACAUCAUUGGCUGUGUUCUCAGCGCCGACGUCUUCUCCAGGUACGGCCGACUGCGAGGCUGGAAUUUGCUGUUUGUGUGUGGGACAGAUGAGUACGGCACGGCCACAGAAAACAAAGCCCGCGAGGAAGGCCUGACACCGCAGCAGAUCUGUGACAAAUACCACGCCAUUCACGCGAGCAUCUACGAGUGGUUCCAGAUCGACUUUGAUUUCUUUGGAAGAACCACAACUGAGAAGCAGACAGAGAUUGCACAGAACAUUUUCUGGAGGCUUCACAAGAAUGACUUUCUGGUAGAAGACAUGGUAGAGCAGCUCCGGUGCGAGAAAUGCCAGCGUUUUCUUGCCGACCGUUUCGUAGAAGGCACCUGCCCCCAUUGCAACUACCCGGACGCCCGCGGUGACCAAUGCGACAAGUGUGGGCGACUCAUCAACGCAGUGGAACUCAAGGCACCUCACUGUAAAGUGUGUGGACAAACUCCAGUAAUCCGCUCAUCCAAACAUCUUUUUCUGGACCUUCCAAAGUUAGAGCCUCAAUUAGAGCAAUGGCUGGAUAAAUCCACUAGCAGCGGAGACUGGACAGCAAAUGCCAAACAAAUCACUCGCUCUUGGCUCAGGGAUGGACUCAAACCUCGCUGCAUAACCAGAGACCUCCGCUGGGGAACGCCAGUACCUCACCCGGACUUUAAAGAAAAGGUUUUCUAUGUGUGGUUCGACGCCCCCAUCGGUUAUGUUUCUAUCACUGCCAACUACACUGACAAAUGGGAACAGUGGUGGAAGAAUCCAGAUAAGGUGGAGCUGUACAACUUCAUGGCCAAAGACAACGUGCCGUUCCACAGUGUGGUGUUUCCCUGCUCCCUCUUGGGAGCUCAAGACAACUACACACUGGUUAAUCACUUAGUCGCCACUGAAUAUCUGAAUUAUGAAGACACAAAAUUCUCCAAGAGCCGUGGCGUCGGCGUCUUUGGUGACAUGGCAAAGGAUACAGGCAUCCCGUCUGACGUGUGGCGCUUCUACCUGCUCUACGUUCGUCCCGAAGGGCAGGACUCGACGUUCUCGUGGGCCGACAUGGCUCUGAAAAACAACUCUGAGCUGCUCAACAAUUUGGGGAACUUCAUUAACAGAGCCGGCAUGUUUGUUUCAAAGUUCUUUGAUGGCUGUGUGCCUGCGAUGGAGCUGCUGCAGGAAGAUAAGAAGCUCUUGGCUUUAGUGGGCUGGGAGCUGCAGCAGUACAUCCAACUCAUGGACAAAGUCAAAAUCCGUGACGCUCUGAAGCACAUUCUCAACAUCUCUCGCCAUGGCAACCAGUACAUCCAAGUAAAUGAACCUUGGAAGAAGAUCAAGGGAGGAGAUGGAGAAAGGCAGCGUGCAGGCACAGUCACUGGCGUGUCUGUCAAUGUCGCCUGCCUGCUAUCCGUCAUGCUGCUGCCUUACAUGCCAGCGGUCAGCCAAACCAUUAGGGAUCAACUCAACGCGCCUCAUUCUUGCGUCAACACCUUGCUGUUUGACAAGGGCGCCUUCACGCGCGUCCUCAACGCCGGCCACCGAAUUGGCAACGUGAGUCCAUUGUUCCAAAAACUGGAGGUGGAGCAGAUUGAAGCUUUGAAGAAGAAAUUUGGUGGACAGCAGACGCCGGCUCAAAACGCUGCCGGCCAUACUCCGUCCGCCCCUGCAAUGGAAGUGAAUGCCAGCAUAGACCCAGAGAAAGCACGGCAGCUGACGCAUGCUGUGGCUGAGCAGGGAGAAAAAGUGCGAGCCCUGAAAGCGCAGAAGGCCGACAAGGCGGUAAUAACAGCCGAGGUGUCUAAAUUGUUGGAGCUGAAAAAGCAGUUGGCACUGGCAGAAGGCAAGAGCCCUGAACCCGCACCUAUCAAGGGCAAGAAGAAGUGA
Molecule: messenger RNA, 2736 nt
Organism: Nerophis lumbriciformis (worm pipefish)
Lineage: Eukaryota; Metazoa; Chordata; Actinopteri; Syngnathiformes; Syngnathidae
Source: RefSeq, a predicted model, not a curated record